Zootoca vivipara (common lizard) is the source of this 11508-nucleotide messenger RNA. Its product is annotated as IgGFc-binding protein-like. The record is from RefSeq and is a predicted model, not a curated record. Gene Ontology annotation, biological process: cell-matrix adhesion. Gene Ontology annotation, cellular component: extracellular matrix. Gene Ontology annotation, molecular function: protein binding. Lineage: Eukaryota; Metazoa; Chordata; Lepidosauria; Squamata; Lacertidae.
AUGUCUUGGGCCAGCACUGAUUUCCUCUACCCCUCUUCAUACAUCCUUUCUCCAUCAGGAAUCACUUGUCCAGAGAACAGCCAUUAUGAGCCUUGCUCUACUGCCUGCCCAGCCAGCUGCUUGGAUUCCACGGCCCCACUUUAUUGCAACGAGCCUUGCAGGGAGGGCUGCUUUUGCAACAGAGGCUACAUUCUUAGCGGAGGAGCUUGUGUGCCCCUGGACCAUUGCGGCUGCACUCUGAACGGCCGGUAUUACCAGGUGGGAGAUGACGUGAUCCUGACAGAUACCUGCAGCCAGAAAUGCUCCUGUAGGCGCCCUUCUCACCCCAUGGAGUGCCAGAAGCAUGAGUGUGGGGCUCUGGAAACAUGCAGAGUUGUGGGCGGCGUGCUGGGCUGUUACCCGGCGACCUUUGGCAACUCCUGGAUGUUUGGGGACCCCCAUUACAUCACUUUUGAUGGGGUCGCAUUUGACUACGAGGGAACGUGCAAAUACACGCUGAGCAAGUACUGUGCCCCCCAGGGAGCCCUCCCUUACUUCGCCAUAAAAGUGGAGAACGAACACCGGGGCUCCUUGGCCGCAACAUGGGCACGUCUGGUAGAGAUAGAUGUCUAUGGGGAGCACAUUGCCAUAGCGGCUGGUCAGUACGGCAAAGUGCAGCUGAAUGGCAUCCUCCUCCAGCUGCCUUUCGACUUUGGAAACGGGAAGAUCUAUGGCUACUAUAGUGGCUUCUCUGCCAUCAUCCAGACCGAUUUUGGCCUCUUUGUCUCUUACGACUGGUCCUACUAUGUGUCAUUUUCUGUCCCCAAGUCCUAUUCCGGACUGCUCUGCGGCCUCAGUGGAGACUUCAAUGGGAACCGGAGCGACGACUUCAAAAGCCCCGAUGGCACUGUGCUUCUGGAUGCUGUCGCUUUUAGCAAUAGCUGGAAGGAGGCCACCUCACCUUUCCACUGCACAGCGGUUGGGUUUCCGCCACACUGUGACAAAGACCUGCUAGACCGGUAUUCCUCUGUGAGCUCCUGCGGAAUCAUCCGCGAUCCAGAUGGGCCAUUUAGACUCUGCAGUGACCCCGAUGUGGCUCAGGUCUACUUCGAGAGCUGCGUGAAGGAUAUGUGUGUCACGAACGGCAGCAAUUUGUGCGAGGUCCUGGGCACAUACGCCCAGCAGUGCCAAAUUCACGGAGCCACCAUUAAGCCCUGGAGAGAGAUCACUGGGUGUGAGUUGCUCUGCCCUGCCAACAGCCACUAUGAGCUCUGUGGACCUUCCUGCCCUCCUUCUUGCACCCACCCAGCUGUGCCCUCCAGUUGCCGGACUGGGUGUGUCGAAGGGUGUCAGUGCAACCCUGGCUUCGUGCAGAGUGGCACCGAGUGUGUGCCUCGCCAGCAGUGCGGCUGCACUCACGGCGGAAGAUACUACCUGACUGAGGAAACCUUCUGGCAAGGAGAAAAGUGCAGUAGCUUUUGCCGCUGCGAUAGCACCACCCAUGCCGUCACGUGCACCCUCUCAUCCUGUGGUCCUGGAGAGUUCUGCGGCAUUCGCAAAGGCGUUUAUGGGUGCCACAAGCUGCUAAGUGGAACUUGUUGGGCUUCGGGGCAUCUCCACUACACUACAUUUGAUGGGCGGCAUUAUGACUUCCAGGGCACCUGCAAGUACAUAUUUGCAGAGCUGUGUGCGGCAAACACAUCUUUACCCUUCUUCAGGGUUGAGGUUAAGAACGAGAAGCUGCACAACAGAUCUUUGUCUGUGACCUCAGAGGUGUUUGUGCAAGUGGGCACCCAUCAAAUACAUCUGCAGAACAAACGCCAGGGAACUGUCAAGAUUGAUGGGAUAACUGCAAACCUUCCAGCCAGUGUUAAUCAAGGAGAAGCUGUCAUUUAUCAGCAUGGAGUGUACACAACACUGAGAGCGAAGUUUGGCCUGGCAGUGAGCUUUGACCUGGCCCACAGCCUUUUUGUCACCAUCCCUGCCGAAUACACGGGCCGUACCCGCGGGCUUUGUGGCAACUUCAAUGGAGCUGCCGCGGAUGACUUUAUGAUGCAAGACGGCUCCUUGGGGAAGAAUGUCUCCUACUUCGCGGCGGGUUGGAAAUCUGAGACUGUGCCGGGCUGUGACGGUGGCUCUGCUGACCCCUACCCUCAGUGCCUGGAGCAGAAGCAGAUCCUCCAGGCAAAAUGCGAAUGUUGGAUCAUCCAGAACCCCACUGGGCCCUUUGCUGCUUGUCAGUCUGAAAUUAGCCCUGAGCCCUAUCUGUCUGAUUGUAUAUUUGACCUCUGUGCCUCCCCAGGGGAAAGAAGAGUCCUGUGCCAGUCCAUUCAGAAGUACGCCACAGCCUGCCAGAGAGAAAACCUGAGAAUCUCAGCUUGGAGGAACGAUACUUUCUGCAAUCUCCAGUGCCCACAACACAGUCACUACAAGCUCUGUGGCAGUCCUUCGCAUCAGUUGUGUUUCGGGACCUGGCUCCAGAACGUCUCUGCCUCUGCUUGCUCCGAAGGGUGCUUCUGUGACGACGGUUACUAUUGGAAUGGCAAUGAGUGCGUCCUGCCUGAGCAGUGUGGCUGCAGGCAUGAUGGGCGCCACUACAAAGUUAGAGGCCAUAUCUGGCUGCCCGGCUGUGCUAAAAAAUGCAUCUGUGACCCCCAGGGCAAUUUCCGUUGUUUCGCAGCUAAAUGCAACCAGGACCAGCAGUGCGCCCUGAGGGACGGACAGUGGGGCUGCCGGAGUUUCCUGACCACCUGCGUUGUGACGGGGGACCCUCACUACUUCACCUUUGACGGUGCGGUGGUGCACUUCCAGGGCAGCUGUGACUAUGAGGUCUCUUACACUUGCAACUCUUCCCUGGAUUUCUCCUUCCGGGUUAUGGCUGCCAACAGGCAUUUCUGGAAACCCACCAUAUCCUUUGUUUACCGAGUAGAAAUCUGGCUCCUCACCAGCCACUCGAGUUUCCACAUCAUCCUAGAGCGAGGCAAAGCUGCCCAUGUUAACGGCAGAAGGACCCAGUUGCCAGCCCAUGUUGGAUCCAUUGCUCUGAUCUUCAGACUGAGGCACAUGGUGGUCGUAAGAACGAAAGCCAACUUAGAGAUCCAGUUCAAUGGGGCCAGCAGUUUGUUCAUCCGUGUGGGCCCAGAGUACCAGCAUCAGCUGUGCGGAAUAUGUGGAAAUUUCAACGGUGAUGCCACUGAUGAUAAAGUCCUGCUCGGUGGAGAGACAGAUCUGAGUGAUGCAGAGUUUGGGAAUGCCUGGAUAUCAAACACCAGCCCCAAGUGGUGUCAGAACGACACUGGGCUUCUUCAUCCAUGUCCCAAACAACAUGUGUUUGAGCGGAAGUGUGCUAUCCUAAUCAGCGAUCCUGGGCCUUUCUCCGAGUGCCAUUGGCACAGAAGCCCCGACCCUUAUUAUGAGUCCUGUGUUUAUGACCUCUGCCAGUAUGGACAGGCCAACCGCAUGCUAUGUGGAGCCAUUGAAGCCUAUGACGAGAUGUGCACCAUUAUUGGUGUGAAGGUGACAAACUGGCGUUGGGAGAUUGGAUGCAGUUUUACCUGUCCAUUCAACCAGUAUUACGACUUCUGUGGGCCUGCCUGCCCAGCCACUUGUGCCAACCUCAAUGCACCCUCCCAUUGCACAAAGCCCUGUGUGGCAGGCUGCUUCUGCCGAGAAGGCUAUGUUCUUCACUCCGGGGUGUGUGUGCCCCGGAGGAUGUGUGGCUGCAUGCUGGAUGGUCGCUAUUACCAGCUGGGAGAGGAAGUGAUCCUGACGGACACUUGCAGCAAGAAGUGUUCCUGCAAGCGGCCUGCGCACCACAUGGAAUGCCAGGAACAUGCUUGCAGGCCUCUGGAAAUAUGCAGAGUUGUGGAUGAGAAACGGGGCUGUUACCCCAUGAAAAACGCCACCAUGUGGAUAUACAGCCAUUCUCGCUACAUCACAUAUGAUAAUCACAUUUAUGGUUUCCAAGGUGCCUGCAAAUACACCCUGACUACCUACUGUGGCCCCCCAGGAAAGCUUCCGGGUUUCACAAUCAAAGUGCUGAAUACGCACAAGGCCUCCCUUGAGAUGACGACAGUGAAGCAGUUGGAGCUCGAUAUCUAUGGGGAGCAAAUUAUUAUAGAAGCAGGACAGGAAGACAAAAUACAGGUAAAUGGGUACCUGAUGAACCUGCCUGUCACCCUCGCAUCAGGGAAACUCAACGCCUAUUGCAGCGUCUCUGGCCGCUUUGUCAUCGUUGAGACUGAUUUUGGCCUCUCUCUCUCCUACGACUGGGUUUUCUACGUGUCUGUUUCUCUCCCCGAGACUUAUUCCGGCUCCCUUUGCGGCCUCGGUGGAGAUUUCAACGGGAACCGCCUCGAUGACUUCAGGACCCCCAAUGGUACUCUGGUUAAGAAUGCUCGCGUGUUUGGAAACAGCUGGGUGCAUGAGAGCUCUCCGUUCUACUGCAGAGCAGUUGGGGCUCUGUCUAAGUGCAACGAGACUGAAGUAGCCAAGUUCGAAUCGAAGGCCCGCUGUGGAAUUAUAAGCGAUGUGAACGGGCCGUUUAAACACUGUAACAGCCCAGAAGAUGCUCGGCUCCACAUGGAAAACUGUGUGAGGGACAUGUGCGCAAGCAAAGACAGCCACAAGACUCUCUGCGAGUUGCUGCAGAGUUAUUCCCAGCAGUGCCAAGCUCGAGGCAUCAACAUUCAGCCGUGGAGAGAGAUCCCUGGAUGUGGCUUUACCUGCCCAUCAAAUAGCCAUGAUGUACUCUGUGGUUCUCCCUGCCCUGCCUCUUGUGCCGAACCAGCUAUGCCCAAGAACUGCAGCUGGUCUGCAUGUGUCGAAGGAUGCCAGUGCAAAGCAGGGUUUGUGCUGAGUGGCAUCAAGUGUGUGCCUCUGGAGCAGUGUGGCUGCUUCUACAAGGGACAGUAUUACCUGAAAGGGGAAACAUUCUUCCAGAAAGGAGAAAACUGCCAAAAGAUGUAUCAGUGUAAUGGACCUACCUAUGCCAUCAUUGCUGUUGGGUCCCUGUGCAGACCUGGACAAUUUUGCGGUACCCAGAAGGGGGUGUAUGGGUGCCAUCCAUUGUCAGAUGGUAUUUGUCAGGUUUCUGGGUUUUCCCACUACGUCACUUUUGAUGGGUGGCGUUAUAGCUUUCAGGGCACUUCCACAUACGUCUUGGCUGAACUGUGUGGGGUGUCCAAGCCUUUACCAACUUUUAAAGUUGAACUGAAGAGUGAGAAGCAGCCCAGCAGCCCAUUACCUGCCGCAUCAAAGGUGUUUGUGCUGGUGAACGACACCCAGAUACAUCUGCAGAGCGGACACAGGGGCACAGUCAAGAUUGAUGGCAUGGUCGCAAUCCUCCCAGUGCAUUUAAAAAACCAAGGAAUUGUCAUUUACCAGCAUGGGUUUUAUGCAGUUUUAAAGACAGACUUUGGGCUAACAGUGAGCUAUGACCUGGCCCACAGCGUCUUCGUCACACUUUCCCCUCAAUACCAUGGCCAGGUAUGUGGGCUGUGUGGGAACUUCGAUGGGGUCGCUGACAACGACUCAGAGACACGCAAUGGAUCUACAGUAAAGCAUGCCUUGGACGCUGCCCUACACUGGAAUUCCUCAGACAUUCUCCAUGGCGCCUCUUCUGCUGUAUUUGGUUGGUGGGGAAGUCUUGUCCAAUCUAUAUCUAUGUGCUGGAUAAUACAGAAUCCUGAUGGGCCAUUUGCCUCUUGUCACUUGCAAGUUGACCCAGAGCCUUAUCUGACGCAAUGUGUUUUUGACCUGCACAUCUCUGCCGGGGACAACAAUGUCAUGUGCUGGUCCAUUCAGACAUAUGCAGCGGCCUGCCAAAGAGCCAGUGUAACCCUCCGGCCCUGGAGGACGGAGUUUUUCUGUGCUGCAGAUUGCCCAGCAAAUAGUCACUAUGAGCUCUGCAAGGCGCCUUGCCAAGAUCUGUGCUUGAGCUCCACAUUUAAACACCUGUGCAGCCCCCUGUGCUCAGAAGGGUGCGCUUGUGAUGAUGGAUACUUGUGGAAUGGAGACAAGUGUGUUCAGCCUGAGCAAUGUGGAUGUAAACACAAUGGGCUGUACUACAAUGUCGGGGACCUUAUUUGGCUGUCUGGUUGCACACAAAGGUGCAGUUGUGAUGCUUCUUCCUCCUUCCGCUGUGUCCCAGCAAGCUGCGCCCACGGACAGCAGUGUGCCCUCAAGGAUGGCAAGCUGGGUUGCAAGCCUCGGCUGGCCACUUGCACCGUGUCUGGAGAUCCACAUUACUUUACUUUUGAUGGGGCUGUGGCGCAUUUCCAGGGCACGUGUGCCUAUGAGAUCUCAAAGACUGAUGGCUCUUCUACUGACCUCUCCUUCCGGGUGGUGGCGGCUAACAAGAAUUUCCUGAGUCCCCUGGUGUCCUUUCUUUACCGAGUGGAAAUAUGGCUUGUCUCCAAGCAGUUCCGUUCUCAUGUUGUUUUGGAGCAAGGCAAAGGUGUGCAGGUUGAUGGGAGGCGGACCCCCUUGCCAACAGAGCUGAAGCAGUUGGCCAACAUCACGCAAAGGAGGAACGUGGUGACUUUGAGAGCGCCCCCCAACCUGGAGAUCCAGUACAAUGGCCGCCAUGCUUUGUUUGUCCGUGUAGGCCCAGAAUACUGGGGAAAGCUGCGCGGGAUGUGUGGGAACUUCAACAGCAUCCGCAGGGAUGAUAAGGUCUUGCCUGAUGGCAAGAAAGCCAAGAAUGAUGCAGAGUUCGGCAACGCUUGGAUGUCGGACAGAAGCCCCUCAGAGUGCAGAAACGACACCGGAGGGUUUGAGCCUUGCAUAAAGCAGCAAGAGUUUGAGCAAAUGUGUGGGAUUCUAAGAGAUCGCUCUGGGCCUUUCUCAGAGUGUCACUGGCAUGAGGACCCAACUUCUUAUUAUGAAUCCUGCAUCUAUGACCUCUGCCGGUUCGGACCAGGCAAUUCCAUGCUCUGUGGAGCCAUAGAAGCUUAUGAAGAGAUGUGUGAGACGCUGGGAGUGAUGGUGCCAAACUGGAGGAAAGAACUUAAGUGUGAAACUGCCUGCCCAGCCAAUGCUUACUAUGAUUUCUGUGGCACAGCCUGCCCUGCCAGUUGCACCAACCUCAAUGCUUCUGCCCGGUGCCCCAAGCCGUGUGUGGCAGGUUGUUUCUGCAGAGAAGGCCAUGUUUUGAAGUCCGGAGUCUGCGUGCCCUUGGAACAGUGUGGCUGCAGGCUGAAUGGCCACAGCUAUCAGGUGGGCGAAGAGGUGAUUCUGACAGACACCUGCAGCAGGAAAUGCUCCUGCAAGCAGCCCGGCCAUCCCAUGGAAUGUUGGGACCACACCUGUGGGCCUCUAGAGAGAUGCAGAACCAUAGACAGCAUCCGGGGCUGUCACCCUGUGAAAUAUGGCACCAUGUGGGCAUUCGGUUACCUCCGCUAUAUCACGUUUGACGGAGUUGCAUUUGAUUAUCGAGGCGUCUGCAGGUACACACUCACUAGGUACUGCGGCCCUCCCAGCCAGCUUCCUGCUUUCACCAUCCAUGUGACCAAUGAACACAUGGGCUCCAUCGCAACAUCUUGGACGAGACGGAUAGAGCUGGAUGUCUAUGGGGAACACAUUGCUGUAGCAGGAGGGCAAGAGGGCAAAGUGCAGGUAAAUGGCCUCCUGGCAAACCUGCCCCUCACUCUUGCAUCAGGGAAGAUCAACGCCUACUUCAGGGGCUCAUCCGUCAUCAUCCAGACUGAUUUUGGCCUCUCCAUUUCCUACGACUGGUCUUACUAUGUGUCCGUUUCUGUUCCCGAAACCUAUUCCAAGUUCCUCUGCGGCCUUGGUGGAGAUUUCAAUGGAAACCACCACGAUGACUUCAGGACCCCCAAUGGCUCCUUGGCUCAGGAUGCUCUCGCUUUUGGGGACAGCUGGAAGGAUGCCAACUCCCCUUUCCACUGCACAGUGGUUGGGGUCCCGUCCUCAUGCAGCGAAACCGAGGCAGCCCAGUUCAGAUCUCAAGGCCACUGUGGAAUGAUUAGCGAUCAAGACGGACCCUUUAAAGAAUGCCACAACCUUGCAGAUCCUCAAAUGCACAUGGAGACCUGUGUGAAAGACCUGUGUGCCACUCAGGGCAGCCAUAAGACCCUGUGCCUGGCCCUUCAGAGUUAUGCUUGGCAGUGCCAGGCCCAUGGCAUCACCAUUCAGCCAUGGAGGAAGACUGUAGGCUGUGAGCUGACCUGCCCAUCAAAUAGCAAUUACGUACUCUGUGGAACUGCUACCCCUGCUUCUUGCUCACAACCACCUGUGCCCAGGAGUGUCUCACCUGUCUGUUUAGAAGAAUGCCUGUGUGAACCUGGCUCAGUGCUGAGUGGCACCACCUGCGUGCUUCAGGAGCAGUGCGGCUGCAGCUACAAGGGCCGAUACUACCUAAAAGGGGAAACAUUCUUCAAGGAAGGAGAGAAUUGCAAUAAGCUAUACCAGUGUGACGAAUCGGUCCAUGCCGUCGGUGGCGCAGGGUCCUUGUGCGGCCCCGGGCAGUUUUGCGGGAGCCAGAAUGGGGUGUACGGGUGUCACCCAUUGUCAGACGGUACCUGUUGGGUUUCCAGGUUUCUUAGCUACAUCACCUUUGAUGGGCGGCAUUAUGGUUUCCAUGGUGCCUCCACGACUGUCGUGGUUGAACUGUGUGGGGCACCGGAGUCCUUGCCAUCUUUUAGAGUUGAGGUGAAGAGCGAGAAUGUGGCUGGAAAUCCUUUACCCGUGAUAUCAGAAGUGCUCGUGCUAGUGAAUAAUACACAGAUCUCUCUGCAGAGAGAACGCCAGGGCACUGUCAAGAUUGGUGGCGUGGCUUUAAACCUCCCGGUGCAAAUCCAGGCCCUUGGAACUGCCAUUUAUCAGCAUGGCUUUUACACAACUUUAAAAGCAGACUUUGGGCUAAUGGUGACCUAUGACCUGGCCCACGGUCUCCUUGUCACACUUCCCCCUCAAUACCGAGGCCAGACCUGUGGGCUGUGUGGGAACUUUAAUGGAGCCGUUGGUGAUGAUUUCCCGUUGAAAAAUGGCUCCGCAACAAAAAGCACGUUGCAUUUGGGUAGCAUCAAUGGAUCUCGUGCCUCUAACCCCAUGUUUGAUCUCAUCCGGUCAAAAUCUAUGUGCUGGAUCAUCCGGAAUCCAGAUGGGCCAUUUGCCUCUUGCCACUCCCAAGUUGAUCCAGAGCCUUAUCUGACUGAUUGCAUCUUUUACUUUCAUCUCUCUGUCGGGGACAACAACACCUUGUGCCGGUCCAUUCAGACAUACGUAAUGGCUUGCCAGAGAGCCAAUGUUACCAUCUCACCUUGGAGGACAGAGACUUUCUGUGGCUUUGACUGCCCUGCCAAUAGCCACUACGAGCUCUGUGGGCCUCCCUGCCAGGACGUCUGCUUCAGUGCUUGGAUUCAGCCCCACUGCCUUCCUAUGUGCAUUGAAGGGUGUUUCUGUGACAGAGGGUACCUGCACAGCGGAGACAGCUGCAUCCCAGAAGAGCAGUGUGGCUGUGUGCAAAAAGGGCUGCAUUAUAAGAUUGGGGAGCGGGUCUGGCUCCCUGGUUGCCGUGAGAGGUGCAUCUGUGAUGGCCCUUCCGACUUCCGCUGUGUCCCAGCCAGCUGUAACCUCGGCCAGAAGUGUGCUGCAAAGGAUGGGAAGCUGGGUUGCCAUACACAGUGGGGAACCUGCACAGUCACUGGGGACCCUCACUACUUCACCUUUGAUGGGGCUGUGGCGCAUUUCCAGGGCACUUGUGCUUAUGAGAUCUCCAGGACUUGCCACCCCUCCCCUCCCUUCUUCUACCGGGUCGUUGCAGAGAACAGGCACCAGGCAAACCCCCGGGUGUCUUUUGUGAGCCGAGUGGAAGUCUGGCUGAAGAGUGAAAUGCUGAGCUUUCAUAUAAUCCUAGGGAGUGGCCAAACAGCAGAGGUCAACCAGGAAAGAGUGCAACUACCCCACAGCCUGGGAGUUCUGGGUGCUAUUUCCAAGGUCAAAAACAUGGUGACAAUAAAAACAGUAGCCGGUGUGGAGAUCCAAUACAACAGCCGCCACACACUCUUUAUCCAUGUGGGACCAGAAUACCAGGGGAAACUCUGUGGAAUGUGUGGGAAUUUCAAUGGCAUCCGUAGGGACGAUAAAGUCCUGCCUGAUGGAAACAGAGCCCAGAAUGACUCGCAGUUUGGGAAUGCCUGGAAAACAGUUACAAGCCCAGCAGGGUGCUUGGAUGACACUGUAGCACAAGAGCCAUGCAAAGAUCCCCAGGAAUAUGAAGAGGUCUGUGGGGCCCUGGUUAACCAAUCAGGACCAUUUGCUGAAUGCCACUGGCAUGUGGACCCUUCCUCUUUUUAUUUGUCCUGCUUAUAUGACUUGUGCCACUAUGGGGUGGCUAAUGGCAUGCUGUGUAUGGCCCUCAGCGCUUACGAGGAACUGUGUCUUCUUCAUGGGGUCCAUGGCAGUGGCUGGAGAGCAGCUGCCCAGUGCCCCGCAACGGACCCCUGCCUUGACUUGGCAUGCGGAGAGAAUGAAUGGUGUGGCGAGAAAAAUGGGAAAUGGGGCUGCUUCUGCCACAGAGAUUACAGCCCUGCCAAACAGGCUGCUUAUGAUUACCGGUUGACAUGCAGUGGCAACAACAGUGUUGUGUCCCUUUCCCGCUGCCUGCUCUUCGCCGAUGGAUUCCCUGCUGAGGAACUGCAUUUGGCAGAUCCCACCUGCACUGGCACGCUUGUCGGAGACAGGCUCCUCUUCUACUUUGAUACUGUGCGGAAGACCUGUGGGACCACAAUGGAGAUCAACACAACCCAUGCCAUCUACUUCAACUCAGUGGAGGGCCGUGUGGAGAACACCUACGGAGGGGUGAUCAGCAGGGAUCGCUUUCUCUUCCUGCGCUUCUCCUGCGCCUACCCACUGAACCUCAACCUUUCAAUGGCAUCUGCCAUCCAUCCCAUCCAGGACAUCAUUAACACCACUCUCACCUCCGGCCAAGCGAGCUACCAGACCACCAUGACUUUGUACCAAGACCCUCAGUACAGCCGGCCCUUCACCCAGAGCCCUAUCCUACUCACUGUCAAUCACAGGGCCUAUGUGGGCAUCAGCAUUUCAGGGGCAGACGCCACCCGCUUUGUCCUGACCUUGUCAUCGUGCUGGGCCACACCGGACAAAGACGCCUCCUCCAGCAUUCGGUGGGAUAUCAUCACCAACCAGUGUCCAAACCCUCGAGACGGCACGGUGGUAGUUGAAAAGGAUGCCGUGUCCCUCACUGGCAAUUUCUCCUUCAGUGUCUUUGCCUUCAUCCCAGAUUUGGAGGAGGUGUACCUGCACUGUCGUAUCCGCCUCUGCAGCUUCCUUACCGCCAGGUGCACCGUGAAUUGUGACAAGCCAGGCCCUGCGAUUGCUGGAAGGAAGCCUCCAUCGGGCAUUGUCUCAGCUGGCCCUUUCUUGAGAUAUGAUGAUUCUCUUGAUCAAGGGCUCCGGCUGGCCGCCAGAAGCUGCACUGCACCCCCCUCCACCAUUCUGCCAGUGCUGCUCAGUGCCAUCGUUUACUGCAACAUUUUCUGCUAA